CGACGCCGUGUUGAAGGAAAAUAGAGAAAAAGUCAUAACGUGACAUAAACACCGUUGGUCAGAGAGCUCGUCUGGUGCUGAGCAGUUCAGGAUCUUUUACAAAGCACUAGUGAUCGAAGUCAUUUUCUGUCAACGAUGUCUGACUUUGUGAUUUUAUCCCUGAUCCUGUUCCUGGUCGUGUGUCUCAUCCUGACAGUUGCUGCUUUCGUGUUUUACUCCGGACUGCUGUCUGAGAUCAGAGUUCGGACCGGAUCUCCCCCGGUGAAAAAGAUUACUAUUGCGUACAAGUUUAAAAAGGGAUCGUACAGGGACCGUGGAUCCGCCUUCACUGAGAGCUGCAGCAUCGCCCCUAAGCUCUGCUCUGUCGGGGUGUAUUAUGACAACCCCAGUGAGGCUGAAGAUGAUUGUUGUCGUUAUGUAGUGGGGAGUAUUCUGAGCCAGGACGAAGAAAAAACGGAUGAAGAGAUACAGCGUCUGUAUGAGAAGUUUGGAUAUCGGGUCAUCUCCUUCCCAGAGAUCUCCUGUGCUGUGACUUCUUCUUUCCCUAACCGAUGCAUGCUGUCCCCCAUCUGUGGGGCGUACAGAGUCUUCCCUGAGCUCCACAGCUACAUCACAGAAAGAGGCCUGUCUGCAUACCCGUUCAUCGAGAUCUGCAAAGGGGAACUAAUCCACUACAUGUGCCCAUUAGAGAACCAGGACAGCUUUUUUGUGCCUGAACUCCUCGAGAAGCAAACCGAGAGUGUAGAGGAAACAGAGACUGACAAAGAUGCAGACGGCGCUCACGCAGGUGAAGGCUGCACAACUGAGACCGGCAUAGCAGUGAUGGAGGAAGAUGCUGAGAGCAGCGAGAUGUUGGAGAGAACCCUGCCUGUGGUGCAGCAGAGUCCACCGCUGGAUGAGAGAGAUUCUCAGACAGAGGAAGGCGAUCAGGGGGCCAAAGGCUCCAGCGAGUCUGUAGGAAGCGGUUCGUCUUUUGAAGAACUGGACAUGGACAUAGACGAAGAGAAGGAAAGGGAAGAUGUUGAGGAGGAUCAUGAGGAGGACAAUGAAAAAAGAGGGAUUAUUGGAGAGCUUAAUGAGGGAUAGUGUGUGUAUGUGCAUGUGUGAAGUUGUUUAUGAAUCUUCUGUUUCUUGUUUUCUUGUCAGCUUGAGGUGCCUCUUAAUCACGGGUCCUAACAAAUGUUAAUUAACAGAAGUUUAAUAAUAAAUUGCCAGUUUUUAAAAACACAUACCAAUCUUAUUGCAGGUCACAUAAUCGUUACAUAUCUAACCUUAAAAAAAAAGGCAUUCCCUCAGCUCACUAAUUCAAGACCAGUAUCUUAUAAAAUAUCUCAUAAAAGCUGUGUGUUAUUUGAAAAGGUUAUUUUCAGCAGGAGACCCUGCUGAUUUUUAUCACAGUUUCUAUCCCUAUUUCAGCAUCUUUGAGGCAAUAAACUAAUGACACACAAAUAAUGUAUUUCCUUACAGUGUAAUCAAAGCCUGUGCUACUGAAAUUAUUCCUGAAGUGGAAAAAAUGUAAAGAAAAUGUAUAAUGUACAAGUUAUGUUUUGAAUUAUAAAAAAUAAAUCCAGAAUAUGUAACCAAACAAUUAUGUAUUUAUUGAACAAAUGAUAUGUAGACAAUGAUAUAAGAUUUGUUCAUCAAUUAUGAAUUAACUGCUCUUAUUUUCAGAUUAUGUAUGUUUGUCUAGUCAGUUGUUUUAUAAUGGUAUUAAAGGGAAGUAAGUGUG
Molecule: messenger RNA, 1729 nt
Organism: Tachysurus fulvidraco (yellow catfish)
Lineage: Eukaryota; Metazoa; Chordata; Actinopteri; Siluriformes; Bagridae
Gene: tex264a
Product: testis expressed 264, ER-phagy receptor a
Exons: 4
Coding region: 136-1086 (316 amino acids)
Biological process (GO): reticulophagy; protein-DNA covalent cross-linking repair
Cellular component (GO): replication fork; endoplasmic reticulum membrane; nucleus
Source: RefSeq, a predicted model, not a curated record